UUUGUGGGGGGAAUGGAAGAAUCCGCCAGUUUCUUUUUUGCAAACGUUGUGCGUGUUGGUGGAAGCAGAGCCGUUAAUAGGGCAAAAUUUUUCGUGGAACUUGUGGAAAAGAAACUCGGAUUUUGCAAGGAAGCACUGACAACGACCGCCGGACUGAGGAAAGAGAGGCUUUUGCUCGGACAAGUCCCGCAUCGCGACCAGAACACGACCAAACUUACGAUUAAUUCUGAAAAUGAACGCUGAUGAUUAUGAAACUCUUCCCACUGACAAUGUUGGAACGCAUAUGAUUGCGGGUGCCAUUGCCGGAAUUAUGGAACAUUGCGUAAUGUACCCCCUUGAUUCCGUCAAAACGAGAAUGCAAUCGUUAGCGGCAACUGGUUCUGAUGGGAUAGGACAAACUUUUGUCAAAAUGGUCAGGCAAGAGGGCAUUUUGAGACCUAUAAGGGGCAUGGGGGCCAUGGUACUAGGCGCGGGACCUUCACACGCCAUAUAUUUUAGCUCGUACGAAUUUUUAAAGGAAUCCUUCAAAGAGAUGGUGCCUAGCUCCAGAUAUCACACUUUGUGUUAUGGUGCAGCUGGCUGCUUUUCUACACUUCUUCACGACGGUACUAUGAAUCCUGCCGAAGUGGUCAAACAGAGAAUGCAGAUGGUCAAUUCCCCGUACAGAUCCGUAUUCAGUUGUAUAUUGAACAUAUAUCGGACGGAGGGUGCCAUGGCCUUCUACAGAUCGUAUACAACCCAACUCACCAUGAACAUACCCUUCCAAAGCAUCCAUUUUAUGGUGUACGAAUUCGCACAGAAGGUGACGAACGAACAACGCAAAUACAACCCAGCGGCGCACAUGUUCAGCGGCGCGAUGGCCGGAGCUGUGGCCGCCGCCAUCACUACGCCACUGGACGUUUGCAAGACCCUACUCAAUACUCAACAGAUCACCCAAGCCCAAGGCUUAGUGCAGGGCAUGAAACUCAUCUACAGGCUUAAGGGACCAGCGGGUUACUUUAGAGGAAUGCAAGCCAGGAUAAUGUACCAAAUGCCGUCGACGGCCAUCUGCUGGUCCACGUACGAAUUCUUCAAAUAUAUCCUCGGUACCACGCAGGAAAUUCGGAUAAUGGGCCCAACCACCACCGUUUUAGCUGAGGAAACCAGCCACAAGACGAUAGAGAAACCUGAAGGAUAUUUGGAGAAAAACACGUACAAAACGCGAGAUACCAGCGUGCCUAGGGAAUUGCCAUCGUUAUCAGGUGCCGGACUCUAUGGUUCGAUAUCCUUUAACACGAUGCAAAAAUCGGAAUAUAGACAGAAAGACUCAAUUUUAGAUAUAGUUCACACAUAGUUGUAAAUACUCCUCUUUGUAAAAAACAUCUCCACCUUGACGAGAAAUUUAAAACACGUCGAAUUAUUUGGACGUUCCAGAGGACAUACGGUAUAAUAAACCACGAAUUGUCGUUUAAUUGGCUCACCCUGUAGGAGGGCCCGAGUUCUAGCGUUCGCCAUUUUUGGCCUGGACGCGCUGUGCUGCAUAGACCGUUUUUUGGUUUUGAAGAAUUUUUCUUUUUUGGUCUUUCAAGAAAAAAUAGUUAAAAUAUUAUGCUUUAAGUAGCUGGAUUGAACUGUAUAAUAGUAAAGUAUAUUUUUGUGUGGUUUAUUUAAAAAAA
Messenger RNA from Sitophilus oryzae (rice weevil), 1655 nucleotides. RefSeq names its product mitoferrin-1 (gene mfrn). The record is from RefSeq and is a predicted model, not a curated record. Bases 233 to 1333 code for a protein of 366 amino acids. Gene Ontology annotation, biological process: iron import into the mitochondrion. The transcript has 8 exons. Lineage: Eukaryota; Metazoa; Arthropoda; Insecta; Coleoptera; Curculionidae. Gene Ontology annotation, molecular function: ferrous iron transmembrane transporter activity. Gene Ontology annotation, cellular component: mitochondrial membrane.